AUGGCGAGCGGCAGGAGGGAUCUCGCCGCGGCGACGAUCACGCUAGCCGUACUGCUCGUGCUCUUCUUGCCUAUCACCGCCGCCGCCGCCGCCGCCGUCCCCAGCAUCGACGCCACGCGGACGCGCCACCUGCCGCUGCGACACGGACUGCUGCGCGGCCCUGAGAGCGUCGCCUUCGACGCCAAAGGCAACGGCCCGUACAGCGGCGUGUCCGACGGCCGCGUGCUGAAGUGGAACGGCGACGCGCUCGGCUGGACGACGUACACCUACGGCCCCGACUACAGCAGCGAGGCGUGCACGGCGUCUCUCCUUCGCCCGGAGACGGCCACCGAGGGCCACUGCGGCCGGCCGCUCGGUCUGCGGUUCCACCUCAAGUCCGGGUACCUCUACGUGGCCGACGCCUACAAGGGGCUCAUGCGGGUCGCGCCGGGCGGCGGGGAGGCGACUGUGCUUGUCACGGAGGUUGAUGGCGUGCCUCUCCGUUUCACCAACGGGGUGGACAUCGACCAGGUCACUGGCGAGGUCUACUUCACGGACAGCUCCAGGAACUACAAUAGGUCUCAGCAUGAGAUGGUCACAAGAACCGGAGACUCGACGGGCCGCCUUGUUAGGUACGACCCGCGGGCAGGAAAGGCCGUCGUGCUCCAGGCCGACAUCACUUACCCCAAUGGUUUUGCCAUCAGCGCUGAUCGAACACAUCUCAUCAUCUCAUCCACCGGGCCAUGUAAGCUAUUAAGGUACUGGAUCAAGGGCUCAAAGGCCGGAACGAUGGAGCUAUUCGCAGACCUUCCGGGCUAUCCCGAUAAUGUGAGGCCCGACAAGAAAGGAGGAUAUUGGGUCGCGCUACACCGUGAGAAGGCUGAGCUUCCCUUUGGCGUCGAUAGCCACUUACUCGCCCUAAGGAUUGAUGCCGAGGGAAAUAUAAUCGAGGAGAUGAGAGGACCCAAGAGCGUGAGGCCGACAGAGGUCGUGGAGAAGAAAGGUGGCAAAUUGUUCAUGGGAUCCGUCGAGCUUACUUACAUGGCAGUCGUCAAACGCAAAUCGAAAUAGAUCAAUUCAAUUAAGGAUGUGUAAAUUAAGGUUUUCAUAGGACUUGCACUCUUUUUUACUUUCAUUAUGUUAUUGUGUUCUCAUUGUAAAGUCUUUUUUUAAGUGGAGGUUUCUAUUGUUGGACACUGAUCAUGUAUUUUUCACUAUAAUGUAUCAAACUAUCUUUUAUUAAGCAUUAUAUGAAAGUACAGUUGUGAGUUGCAAAGAGCCAAAGACACAAAAGGCACUAGCAUUGUUGUGAAAUAAAUUGUUCGCAAACACUAAGACGGUCCAGAGAGGAGUACAAGUAAAUACUCACAAAAACCGAAGCAAUCCAAUCUUACAAAAGGAAUUACAAUCUAUUAAGAGAAAUCAACUGCGGUGAACUGAAAAUCAGA
Aegilops tauschii subsp. strangulata is the source of this 1427-nucleotide messenger RNA. Its product is annotated as protein STRICTOSIDINE SYNTHASE-LIKE 10-like. Lineage: Eukaryota; Viridiplantae; Streptophyta; Magnoliopsida; Poales; Poaceae. The record is from RefSeq and is a predicted model, not a curated record. Gene Ontology annotation, cellular component: endomembrane system. Gene Ontology annotation, molecular function: hydrolase activity.